This is a messenger RNA of Paramuricea clavata, 2464 nucleotides long. Lineage: Eukaryota; Metazoa; Cnidaria; Anthozoa; Malacalcyonacea; Plexauridae. The record is from the annotation of a GenBank genome assembly.
AUGGCGAGAAAGAAGCAAACUCGUAGGGCGGCAAAAAAUAAACAUUUCCAGGCGAAAAAAGCAGCAGAUAAAGACGAGAACAAGGCAGAGGCUAAAGAUAGUAAAGAGGAUGUCAAUUCAGAGGUUUCUGUGGGCGAAAUUGCUACCGUUUCUUCACAAAAUAGCGAAACAGCAGCGGCAGCUGGCCACGUGGAAAAUGAGACGGGACCCGAUUUGAAACGCAAACGGGAAGCGGGUUCUGAUGUUGACUCGAACGAUGAAGACAGCAAGAAGAUAAAAGGCAAAGAAGAAAAGCGAGUUUGUAAUGAAAUCUCCAUAAGGAUUGAAAGAUGGUAAAACCUAUUUUGUUAAGUUGAAAUAAGGUUAUAACUGGGUCAUUCCUGAAAAUAUCCAUACCUCGCCCACGGAGGAAAUUGGAAGUUAAUCCCCCUACCCCGUUCGGAUAUCCUAAUGCCCUUACUAUUAUCAAAAACAAGCAAGUUUUUCUCCUUCCCUUUCGGGACAGCAGAAAUUUCUUCUAUUUGGGGAGUGUGGAUCUUUUCUGGAACAACCCAAUAUUGAUGAAGGGCCCAAUAAAUCUUGGUGGGGCGGGGGGUGGGCACCUUAACAGAAAAUUGAUGAAUUUUCGGAAAUUUUUACCUAAAAGAGGGAUAAAAACGGUCUUUUCGAGUGCAAAUGGGUGGGUGGGGGGGUUGUUGGAAAUUUGAAAGUUUUUUGUCGGAAAUUUAGGAGGCUUUGUCUCCCACCGGAAAAAGUGAAUUUCCGCCACUGGGCCUAACAUGCGUUUUGUUUUUUCAGUAAUUCCUGACAGGUGUAUAAAAGGAAUGCUGAUCAGCUUUGCGAAGAGCUGAAGGAAGCGUUUCCCGACAUCCAGGUUGAAGUAAAUCCACAGAAACCAAGGUCUAAAAGUUUUGAAGUGAUGCUAUCUAAGGACGAUGGCACAGGUAUAAUUCACUAACAUAACUAAACAGCUCUAUGCCUUGUAGGGGUAUCUUAUGAGUAGGGUACAAGGGAUGUUUUGCCCCCCCCCCCUCUCCUUGCAGACUACAGCAAUCCCAGGAUUCGUGGUUGUAGCCCAGUGGUACAACCCCUGUAAAAUUGUCACCUCUCUUUGCCAGAUAAGCCUGCAUUUGCCUUUUUAAUUGGCGGCUGUACUGAGCAGUACCAUGCAGCUGCUGGUGGUUAAUUAGCAUUUGUUAAUAUCUAAGAUUGUGGGUUGGAUUCUCACAGUGGACUUGCUCAUGACACUUUUGUGGAAAGAGACGGUCAACACUAUACCGACUGUUGUGGAUUUUCUCCGGGUACUCAAGGGGAAACCCUUUUGGGGUUGGGAUUAGCCCCUAUCUGCCCCUGUCCAGCAUAGUUAGGUAGCUGUGCUCCGAGAUCAGACAUGAGUCAUAAGGGAGCUAGCUGCCAGAGGCGCCUUUGGAAGAUAUUCAACUCGAUCAGGUUGAGCUGCGUCGCAUUUCAGCUUAGGUUUCAUCUGCAAGUAAGGAUUUCGUUACACAAAAAAUUUAUAUUCUCAUGAACAUGUUCGCAGAGUUUGCAUUUUGCUUUAUAAUUAAACUUAAAAAUUCAAGGUACUUUUAUAUAAUUAUAAAGAGUCAAUUUCUCUAUUUAACCGAACAUUUUUAAUUAGUCAGUUCUGUGCACGGCUUGACUGCCAAGCUUUCGCAAGGUCUCAACUUGCUGGACGCGGAUAUACUCUAACAGGCUAACAACAGCAACAAUGAAAUUCUCAAUCGUACCACGAAGAAGGCGGUGUAGCUCAGAAAACAACGCCUGUAGGACCUGAUAUUAAAAAUAAGACUUUUGCCGGCGAAGCCAGUUGGCAGAACGGCUUGGCUGUCAACAACAAGCUUUCGAAUACAUGACUAGUUUGGCUGUUCUUUCAGCGUCGUGUGUCCAAAAUUCGUCCAAGAUUUUGAUAAAGCCCUUUCAAAAUACUGUUUGUUUGUUUCUGCCAUAAAGCAUAAAAGAAAAGAAAUUCGAAGAAGUCGAUAAUGGAAUGUGUUACGUGCGUUUGACCUUUAUAUUAUUAAUUGUCGCCUUUGACCGAGCUAUUUUUAAAACUGUUGUUUAUGUAAACUUGCAACCAAUCAAAAUCCUUCAUGAUGCUGAUCAACCAAUCAGAUUUCCCGUCCACCAGGUGGACGGGAAUCCCGCAGUUUAGAUAGGUUUUGUGUCAGGCCCUAUUCUGUAAUAGGGCCUGAACUUCAGGUUAAGGGGUGGGGUGAUUAGCACCCCACCCACUUACUUCCACUUAAUAGCAAUGAUAAAGGUCCGGUAAUUAUAUUGUACCAAGUGAAAACUUGCACUCUCUAGGAGGAAAUUUCUGAAAUAGUUUUUUGAAUCUGCAGAGAUUAUGCUUUGGAGUGGAAUUAAGAAAGGUCCUCCUCGAAAAUUAAAGUUUCCAGAAAGCCAAAGCAUUGUUUCUGGCAUCCAAGAACAACUCGAUAUGUAA